Papaver somniferum (opium poppy) is the source of this 1214-nucleotide messenger RNA. RefSeq names its product soluble inorganic pyrophosphatase 1-like. Gene Ontology annotation, cellular component: cytoplasm. Gene Ontology annotation, biological process: phosphate-containing compound metabolic process. The record is from RefSeq and is a predicted model, not a curated record. Bases 240 to 929 code for a protein of 229 amino acids. The transcript is spliced from 9 exons. Lineage: Eukaryota; Viridiplantae; Streptophyta; Magnoliopsida; Ranunculales; Papaveraceae. Gene Ontology annotation, molecular function: magnesium ion binding; inorganic diphosphate phosphatase activity.
CAUUUUUGCUCUCUUUUCUCUUGACAAAAGAAGGAAGAAGCGGGAAUUACAUUCCACUCACACUCACACUUCUUCUUAUCUUACGUUUCAUUCAUUCAUUCCACUUUACUUUCUCUCUCUCCUUCUCUCUGCAGAGCACAAGGAUUCUUCUUUUCGAGAUCUGCAGAGCUUUAGGGUUUUCGAUAACAACAAAUUUCUUCUUCUGUCGAUUGUAGAUUCAAUCAGAGUUACUAACUGCAAUGGAUUCCCCUACUGAGAUUGCAAAUGAUGUUGCUCCAGCUAAGUCUAAAACUCUCAAUGCAAUUAAGGCUGCAAGUUAUUCAUCUCAUGCACGCCCAUCACUUAAUGAAAGAAUCCUUUCAUCUAUGUCUCGGAGGGCAGUUGCUGCACACCCUUGGCAUGAUCUUGAGAUAGGUCCUGGAGCUCCAACAAUUUUCAACUGUGUGGUAGAAAUUCCGAAAGGGAGCAAGGUGAAAUAUGAACUCGACAAAAAAUCUGGGCUCAUCAAGGUUGACCGUAUACUCUACUCAUCAGUUGUGUACCCCCACAACUAUGGUUUCAUCCCACGUACUCUCUGUGAGGAUGCUGAUCCCCUGGAUGUGCUUAUAAUCAUGCAGGAACCUGUCCUCCCAGGAUGUUUCCUCCGUGCUAAGGCCAUAGGUCUGAUGCCUAUGAUUGAUCAGGGUGAGAAAGAUGACAAAAUCAUAGCAGUGUGCGCGGACGAUCCUGAAUAUAGACAUUACACUGAUAUUAAAGAACUUCCACCUCAUCGCUUGGCUGAGAUUCGUCGCUUCUUUGAAGACUACAAGAAAAAUGAAAACAAGGAAGUUGCAGUGAACGACUUUCUUCCAGCAGAAGAUGCCUCUAAGGCAAUCCAACACUCAAUGGAUCUUUAUGCAGACUAUAUCGUCGAAGCCCUAAGGAGGUAGAUUGGGCGAUCAUUGGAUAUUCUAGUAAUAUAUUUCAAAUUCUAUCUAUACCUUUGUUGUAAGGGUGAAUUUCAUCGCAAACCAACUUUGGUACUUGUUAUAAAGUCAUCUGAUAAAGCCUACUCUGCUACACGCAUACAAUAAUACAAUUUCAAUUUUUCUCUGAAAAAUGUGUAUGUUUAUGUCACUGCCAUUCUUUGGCAAGCCCUUAUAUUUUCUUCAUGACAUCAUAGAAUCUGAUUUUUACUGUAUUUACUGGUAUAAUAUCAGAAUCAUGGAUCAUUA